UGGCAAUCUGCUGCUGGCGUGUUGCUUUAUUGCUACUGUACAGGAAGAGAGCAGAGAGCAGAGACACAAGGGUGGUCUGGAGGCAUGACCCUAUCGAGUCACUGAUUGGUGGGUGCUGUGGGCAGGCCUGGAGUGUGAAUGAUGUAAAAUGGCCGAUGGAGAAGCUGAUGAAGAAGUCAUUCACCUGGCCACUUUUCAUCGUCAUCGGGGAGAAGAUGGGAAAGCUUGGGGUGGCUUUAUUGAUGCCAUAUCAGAUGACUCUGAUAUUGAGCUGUCGUACAUGAAAGAAGAAGAGGAGGAGGAGGAAGACGAUGAUGAUGGAGUGGUCAUUUUAGAGCCACAGCAGCGUCAGCUGGUGCGUCCAAAUGUGAUCCGUCCAGCGGCUCGCUGGGGAGCAGUUAAACUAGAAGACCCAGGACCCGCUGGACGUCCAGCUGCGUAUAAUGCAGAAGUGUUGGUUGCUGCAGCACCUGAGCCAUUGGUUCCACCUUUAAGAGGUGCUGGGCACGGGGGUGCAGUGCCCAAAGUGGCUAAAGAAGCGAGUCAUGCGGGUGCCCAUGGUCCGAUUUUGCUCCAGCAGCAGCGGCAGCCGCUUAGGUUUCAGCCAGUCCCAGAGGUCCGCCAGCCAGCCAGUAGAAACGGACAGGCUGCAGAGGUGGACAAUGAGAGACCCGGGCCAGCAUUCCCCAUACAGGACCCUCUGAAUGCAGUGUAUGCCAUGGAGUACGACAAGGAUCUCAUAAAGUCACUGGCAGAUGAAACGGCCAAUCUCUUCCCAGGCAUAGAUAAGGCAUUUGUGGAAAACCUUAUACAGAGACGGCAUUUGACAGAUUUAAAUGCAGUCACUUAUUACUUGUUAGAAAAUCCUGAUUAUCCAAAGAACGGGAGACCUCAUGCGCUGAAUCAGUUAAAUAAUCUCUGUGAGAGACAGCAAAGACGGCAGGAAUUGUUGCUUCCGAAUGUUGUGCCUCUACCGGCACAGUGCGGGACCCCUGUUCCACACAGAACCCGAGGCGUGCCACAGGGAGCUCGCAGAGAGGGCCCUUUAGGUCCUUACGAAAGGAGAAUCGUCGUGGCACAUCGUCGACUCUCAGAGAACAGUAAUGAUAACGCUCAGCAAUUAUUGACGUUGGCUGGUGCGAUGCCGAAAGGGGCUGUGGCAGCCGGAGAAGUGGGUCACGUGAGCGCUCCUGUUCCCAUAUUGCAACAACAGCAGCCAAGGUUUGAACCCAUCCUAGAGGUUAACCCAGGCCCAGAGGCCCGACAGAUGGGCAAUGGAUAUGGCCAGGCAGUGGAGAUCGACGACGAGAGACCUGGGCCUGCUUUCCCAGUACAGGAACCUCUGGAACCAGAAGCAGGUUAUGCCGUGGGGUACGACAAAGAUCUGAUCACCUCAUUGGCGAAUGAAACGGCCAAUCUCUUUCCUGACAUAGAGAAAGCGUUUGUGGAAAGCCUUAUUAAGACCCACAAUUUGGCUGAUUUAAAUACAAUUGGUAACUACUUGUUAGAAAACCCCGACUACCCAAAGAUGAAGGAGCCUCCUACCUUAAAAGCAAGUAUUCUUCUUGAAGCCAGUGAAGACACGUCUAAUAAAGAAGAUUAUUUUGACUUUGCCAAGUUGCAACCUGCACACCACCGCACUGUCGUGCAAGCUGCUGAUCUCCUCAUGGCUGAUUUUAAAAUGUUAAGCAGUCAGGACAUCAAAUGGGCUCUCCAUUCCCUCAAAGGACACUAUGCAAUCACACGCAAGGCCUUAACGGAUGCCAUUAAGAAGUGGCGAGAGACAUUUCCUGAAGCUACAAAAAAGCAGAAAAGGCAAAAAGAAACGAGCCAGAUAUAUAUAGAUUUCAAGUUUGAACAUGGUGAUCUUAAGUUAGAGAGGCGCUUGCAUUUUCUGGAAAACAAGAGGCGGCACUGGAGAGUGUAUGACAAAAAAAGCAUCGUUCCGCCAUUGCUUAAAGAAAUAAACUUCUACGAACAGAAAGCGAAGGAAAUGGCUGAGCAUGAAGACUUCUUGUUGGCUCUGCAGAUGAAUGAGGAGCAGUAUCAAACGGACGGACAGCUGAUUGAGUGCCUCUGCUGUUAUGGCGAGUUUGCCUUUGAAGAGCUCACGCAGUGUGCAGACGGGCAUCUCUUCUGCAAGGAGUGCCUGGUGAAGUACGCGCAAGAGGCUGUCUUUGGUGCAGGAAGGUCGGAGCUGAGCUGCAUGGAUGGGACCUGCCAGUGCUCCUUCCCAACGAGUGAGCUGGAGAAGGUGUUACCAGAGAACGUUUUGUGUAAAUACUACGAGCGACUCGCAGAAGAGGCUGUGGCUGCCACCUGCGCAGACGAACUUGUUAGAUGCCCCUUCUGUAGUUUCCCGGCUCUCUUGGAUAAAGAAGUGUUUCUUUUCAGCUGUCCGAACGCACGCUGCAGAAAGGAAAGCUGUCGGAAAUGCCAUAUUCUUUGGAAGGACCACAUGGACAUGACUUGUGACCAAGUGGCCGAGAAAGAUGAAAUCCGCAUAAGGGUGUCUUUCGAGGAGAAAAUGACGGCGGCCCGCGUGCGGAAGUGUCACCAGUGUGGGACAGGCCUGGUCAAGUCCGAAGGCUGCAACCGAAUGUCUUGUCGCUGUGGAGCCCACAUGUGCUACCUCUGUCGAGCCCCCAUUAACGGAUACAACCACUUCUGCCAGCACGCCCGCACGCCCGGCUCCGCCUGCCGACAGUGCCAGAAGUGUUCGCUUUGGACAGACCCCACACAAGACGAUGAGCGAAUAAUUAAAGAUCUUCAGACGGAAGCAGAAAACGAACUAAGAAAGAAAGAUGCAGAUCAUGCCGUCAAAAGAGUUGGCCCGCCUCCAGACACGACCCCUGCCAAAAUCCCCCGGAGGCAGGAUCCAGUCCCUGGGCUUAACGUCCAGAGACUCGUCCAGCAGCACCCACCGCCUCCACACCUCCUACACCCACAGAUCAUGUUGCCGCAUGUCCCCCAUCCGCACCUAAACGUGCCCCUUCACAUCCAGCCUGCGCCUUACGUCCCCCCCCUGCCAAACCUGCAGGUAAACUAUGAGCUCCCCAAUAUGAAUCUGGACAUUCAUUUACCGAUGCACUACGGACCCCAUCCCCCUUUUUUCAGGCCAAUGUAAAGGUUCGAUAAGUGCCAUCAUUCCGAUCAGAAGCAGAGAGAAGUAGAAAUCGACAUUCCCUUUGCCCCCUCCCCCAGAGUACAGGGAUUUGGUGCUGGGUUCCUUUGCCUCCUUCUAAGCUGUUCUGUCAAAGGCAUUCAUGGAGAGAGGGGAUUCAGAUCUCGUCCACUUGUAUUGAUAAGACUGUGUUGAGAUCAUCCAAGCCUGUAAAUAUUACACUAAUGUUGCGAAGAAGGUGGGCCAGACUGCAGUAAUGUAACCCUGAAGAGAGUUUGGUCUACCUCUGCUGCCCGAGUGGCUGUAUUUACUUUAUAGCUUGAAAAAUCCUAUUUUGCAGCGUUCAGUAACGUUAUCCGUUUGGAGUUGUAUCCCGGCAUAUAAAAAUAACAAGAAGAAAUGUGGGGUUUGGGUUGAAAAAGUCCAGUUUUAUACAGAAGGGUAUGAAGGAGCCCAAGAAACGUCAAUUUAAAAAAACAAACAAAAAAAAAAAAAAAAAAAGUAAAAUUAACAAAUGCAAACUAUUUAAGUGAAUCACAGUUGUGUCAUAGCGCAUAAGGAUUUGUCCAAAAAAAAACCCUAUUUAAAUGCAUUUGUUGUUUUGAUGGAGUUUACAUUGGCUUUGUUUUCUCUCCUUUUUUAAUUCUUUUUAUAUUAUUAUUAUUGUUAUUAUUAUUAUUAAUUAGUCAUUUAGCAGAUGCUUAUAGCGACUUACAGACUAGGAGGUGAACUAUGCAUCAUCAACUGCUGCAGAGUCACGAUAGGACCUCGUUUGUUCUACGUCUCGGCCGAAGGACA
Molecule: messenger RNA, 3922 nt
Organism: Polyodon spathula (Mississippi paddlefish)
Lineage: Eukaryota; Metazoa; Chordata; Actinopteri; Acipenseriformes; Polyodontidae
Product: E3 ubiquitin-protein ligase RNF216-like
Exons: 20
Coding region: 149-3127 (992 amino acids)
Source: RefSeq, a predicted model, not a curated record